UUUGGAUACAUUUUAUUUACCUAAAGGUUAACUGAUUUGUGUCUGCUUUGAUGAUAGGACCUUUGCCCAUCUGUAUAUACCAACAGCAUUACUGAUCAGUGUGUAGUUCGGCCACACUCUCUUUCGCUUGCCAUUCAUACGAUUGAGUGGAGUUUCUGGAUGCUUUAAGAAGAGGAGGGGCUCUUCUUCUCCAGUCUUGCACCUCGCGCUGUGAGAUAUUCAGCAGCCAGGCUCCCCAUCAGUCUACUAAUGAACAGGCUCUGACACUGCGAUUGCCAGCGGCCGCCGGAGCAUCAGCCUGACUGUCUGAUAGUAUAUUAGUUUUCAUACUAUACGGCGAGAGGUUAUUAUAUUGUGUUCUCGGUGCUGAAAGCCUCUUUUAACCGGAACGUACACUUCGCAAACCGGUGUGGUUUUAGGUGCACUGGGUGUCAGAGAUAGAGCACCCAACCUCGCUGCGCACGCAUUUCAUUGACUGAUUUCUGCCAUGCAUCCGCAUUGGAGGAGUAUGGAUCAUACAGCCUACAGGCUUGUUAUUUCCUUGUGGUUUAAUGUAUGAUCAUUGCACCAUGUUUUUUUUCUGAUUCAUCAGACAUAUAAAAAAAAAAACCCAUCUUACUCCUAGCAGCUGCACGCAUUGGCUGUGUCCGAACACAUCUCAACUGACAUCUCUGCAUGCAUGCAAGCUGUGUUUUGCAGAUUUUUCUCCUCCUUUUUGCAAGGCAUCACCAAUCAUCCCAACGGAAAUGCCUCUCCAAUGCUGGCUGCUGACUUCCCGCCAGCCGUCCUAAAGCCCGUCAGGAUCGCCGGGUGAACCGACAUGGAUAGUGGGAGCCGGGCUGCGACGGUCGGGGACGGUGCAGCCAAUUUCACAGCAGCCCACCUCUGGCUGGAUCUUCUUAAUGCUUCGAGCACGCCGACGCGGUGGGACAGCAGCCCACCUGCCGAGGGGACCGGGCUGGAUCAGCAGCAGCGCCCCAUCCGAGAGCAAGCCUACCGGGACUUCACCACCACCAUCCAGGUUUUCAUCCUCAUAGGGUCGCUACUCGGAAAUGCCACUGUGUUGUGGUGCACCUGCUGCACGAAUGUCUUUAAGUCUGUGACCAACCGAUUCAUCAAGAACCUGGCGUGCUCGGGUAUCUGCGCCGGCCUAGUGUGCGUUCCCUUCGACAUGGCGCUUGGAGCCAGCCCUCGCUGCUGCUGGUGGCUUCACACUCUGCUGCUCUGCAAGGCCAUCAAGUUCCUCCAUAAGCUGUUCUGCUCGGUCACUGUGCUCAGUUUCAGUGCCAUCGCACUCGACAGAUACUACUCUGUGCUGUACCCGUUAGAGAGGAAGAUCUCAGAUGCAAGAUCCCGAGAUCUGGUCAUCUAUAUCUGGGUCCACGCGACCGUGGUGAGCCUUCCUGUGUUCGCUGUGACCAAUGUGACGGAUGUGUAUGUCACCUCGUCCUGCUCCGAUGACCACGCCCGCUCCCUGGGCCACAUGGUGUACGUGUUGAUCUACAACGUCACCACGGUGAUCCUCCCGCUCGCUCUGGUCUUUCUUUUAAUGCUGCUGAUCCGCAGAGCACUCAGUACCAGCCAGAAGAAGAAGGUGAUAAUUGCGGCGCUGAGGACUCCCCAGAACAGUAUCUCCAUCCCGUAUGUGUCCCAGAAAGAGGCUGAGCUACACGCCACUCUGCUGGCUGUGGUGCUGGCUUUCUCAGCCUGCAGCACCCCCUAUGGGGCCUUGGUAAUUUAUCGCACCGUUUUGGCAGACACUAAAGAGUUACCCAUCUCACUGUAUCUGAUAGCCCUCUGGCUACCCAAGGUGUCCCUGCUCACCAACCCACUCUUGUUUCUGACUGUUAAUCGCUCAGCGCGUCAUAGCUGGCUGGACUUACUGUCCAGGAUUCACAGACGUUACAGCCGCCGUAACAUGGUCAGCACCGGGGGUCUGGCCUCUUUGGGAGGAGAGGGCGUGAUCGGAGAGCCUGUGGGACUGGAGACAGCCGGUCGAUCCGGGAGCCAGCUCCUGGAGAUGUUUAACAUUGGCCAGCAGCAGAUCUUCAGGCCCUCUGAAGAAGAAGGGGAAGAAGAGGAUGCAGAGAAUGCAGAGAAUGAGAUCCCUUCUCAAGGAUCAGGAGGCUGCUCUGGGUCUAAAGAGGACCACAAGAAUGGCUCAAGACUUGGGAGCUUCAAAGGUGAAGUGAUCACCAAAAAAGAUCUUCUGCAGGGGACAGGUGGGGGGCUAAUCAUCACCAAGGACGGCCCGUCUUCAAUCGUAGCACCCCGGGCCUCUCCGGUCCACACAUGUGCUUACGCCUCUUCAUCUCAGGUGGCACCAGCUACACCUAGUGAAGCUGAGGACUCCACACAGUUUGGUUUUGGACCCUUUGAACUGCCACCUCAGUGGUUACCAGAGACCAGGAACAGCAAAAAGAGGCUGCUGCCUCCGCUGGGUAACACACCCGAGGAGCUGAUCCAGACUAAACUGCCCAGGCCGAGGCCUGAACGGAGAAUCAGCAGGAACAACAAGGUCAGCACCAUCCCAACUGUGGACCAGUGAACUAUUCCUGCUGGCCUCUGAUCUGCAACACUGGCCACAACUCAUUACCGGGUAGGCCUCUUGGGUCGACCAUGCCUUGGCAAGAUAUUAAUGAGUCAACCUGCUUGGUGAGAUGCUUGGUUUGGUUAAUUUAAAUCUUUUUUUUUCAAAUUUUCUCAUACGCAAUAGUAGGCUUUGUAGAAAUCCAGCUAGAUGCCUAAGGCACCGCUGUUUUCUCAUUGGACGAGGCUAAAUUUUAUAUAAAAAGAUUUACAAUGCUGUGAGAAAUGUUUCCAACUUUACCCUUUCUUUAUUCGGGACUACAAUGGCUGCAUGAUAAUUGAGGAGGCAGAUGGCUUUUUGAAUGUCCUUGUUUUGAUUAGAGCUGGCAUCAUUGGUUAAAUGAACACACUGUACAAAUCCAAUUAUCCUGAGAGAUGCACUGAUACUGAAUACUAUAUUUCCAUAGCAAAUAAUCAAGCGAGGAUAUUGAACUUCCUAACAAAAGAUUUUGUAAAAUGGUUACUGUGAUUGCACUCUGUUAAUAAACACGUCCCUGUUUCAGUCCUUUGACUUAACCCUUUGUUGGACUGUUUUUUUGUAGUCAUGUUUUACGUCAAGUUUUGGCAUUUACUCGCCCUUUGCUGGCCUUUUUUUCUCAAGUCUUACUUUUGGAAUAUUCACAUUUUUCUCAUGUGGUAGAUGUUAUUUUGUACUAUAAUAUAAGUGGAUUUGCUUAAGAUUAAA
Molecule: messenger RNA, 3274 nt
Organism: Etheostoma spectabile (orangethroat darter)
Lineage: Eukaryota; Metazoa; Chordata; Actinopteri; Perciformes; Percidae
Gene: gpr176
Product: G protein-coupled receptor 176
Exons: 3
Coding region: 821-2548 (575 amino acids)
Biological process (GO): G protein-coupled receptor signaling pathway
Cellular component (GO): plasma membrane
Molecular function (GO): G protein-coupled receptor activity
Source: RefSeq, a predicted model, not a curated record